Striga asiatica is the source of this 726-nucleotide messenger RNA. Lineage: Eukaryota; Viridiplantae; Streptophyta; Magnoliopsida; Lamiales; Orobanchaceae. The record is from the annotation of a GenBank genome assembly.
AUGUUUCGUCAGGAAGGUUGGCCCGAUCUGACUCUCGAGGAGAUUCAGCGAACUUUCUCGUUUAAGGAGACUAGCAACAAGUCAAGUUGCUACUAUUGUGCGGUUCGUCCUGGCAUAAACAAAGAUCACUGCCCUGAUCCUCCCAAAUCGUUACCAUCUUCCCGACCAUGUCAUCAACGCGGCUCAGAUGCCCAUGACGAGUUGGGAUCCCCAAAUCGAGCAGGCUAUAUAAUGGAUGACAAACACGCAAUGCCUCGAGUGUUCCAUGGGUUCCUGGGUCGAGUCUGGACUGCUGUUGUCGUUUUUGCUGACGACUCUCGAAGGACGAUGUCCGAGCUCGAAUGGCUUAAAGAUCACCAAGAGAUCAAUGACGCGACAGUGCAGUCCUUGAAGGACCAGCUUAAGAAGCAGACCGAGAUUGAAAAUAGUUUGGUCCUCGUGGAGGCGGAAAACCUCAAGGUCUCUUUGCAGCUUAAAAUGACUUUAGAGGUCCAAGCAGCGAUUUCCCAGAAAUACGAGCAGGAACUGACCGAUUACCAAAAGGAGCUAGCGACCCUAAAGAAAGAAAAAGAAGUGUUGCAGGAGAAAGAAAAGGGGUAUGGCAAACUUGAUACACUAGUCAUGCCAACGACGUCUCAGGCACCACCGUCGAUCGUGGAUCUGCUCAAGUCACCAGCAAGAAAUGACAAAGGGAAAAGUUCUGCCCGGUCCAACUCUACAACCUAA